GUUAUUUGGGAAAUAAGCUAUAGUUUUUUUUAAAAAAUAAAUAUUUUAUUCAUAUCAUAUAAAUAAAAAUUACAAAUCUCAUAUACAAAUAUAGCAAUUUAUUUAUUUAUUAUUAUUUUUUUUAAUUAAUUUAAAUAAUAAUUAGUAGUAUCAAAACUAGACAACAACAAAAAUGUUGCUAGUUAAUCGAGUCAAUUAUUUGUACACCAUACUUUUAUUAAUGAUACACAUGGCAUUUGCCUUAUGUGUGUCAAUGUUUGGUCCGGCGUUUGUCGACCUCAAGUACAUACUGAACACAACCAUACAAAAUGUGUCGUAUAUACCAACCUUACUGUCCAUCGGUAACGUUAUCGGGACAUUAGUGGGAAUGUCCUACAAUUACCUGAACCGACAGCUGGUUGUUGUAGGGUUACUCGUAUUGAUGGCACUGUCCAGUACUUGCAUACCGUUUACCGAUAGUUUAAUGCAACUGUAUUCAUGUGCACUGGUGUUUGGCAUCGGAACUGGUGCCUGGAUUGCCGCAUACAAUGUAUGGCUUAUCGAAAUAUGGCAACACAAUGCCGGCCAAGUGUUGUUCAUCUCGCAGCUUAUGUACGGUACGGGAGCCGUAUUGGGUCCGUUACUGGACCGACCGUAUCUGACGGGCGAUACUAAUAGAUCUGUAGUUUUGGACGACAAGGAUAGGGAUGUGGAGUCACUGUUUUUGCAGUCAAACUCUUCGACGAUCAGUGUAUGGGAGAGAAGAGUUAAACUGGAGAAGCCGUUUCUGAUGAGCGGCGGUAUACUAAUUGUCUUCCCGUUGAUAAUGUUAUUGAUGUUUGUAUGUAAGCGCUAUAGACUACCACAUCUGGAUCGAUGUCAAUAUUCACCGCUCAGCGAUAAUCCUGAUCUACUGAUGCCGGCCAACAAUGAUGAUGACGACGAUAAUGAUAACGGCAACGGCGGACAUACUAGUGAUAUACAUCAACCAAAUAAUAAUAGACUACCAAAGAUUCGCACAGUUAUCCUACUAUCUAUUUGUUUGUCAUCAAUCAACUCACUCGAGUUAGUCUACUUUAAUUUUGGCUCAACAUAUUUCCAGUACAUACCCGUCCGAUUGACAGCACCGAUGGCGGCCAGUAUGGUAUCGAUAAUGUCUGCGGCCUAUACUAUCGGUCAAGUAGUCAACUUUGGUAUGGCAUUCCUGUUCAAAACGGAACAUAUGAUUACAUUCAAUUUUAUGCUGUCCUUCAUUACCAUAACUGGCCUGACAUUUGGCCAAAACAUACCGCAACUGUUAUGGAUAGUUAGCGCCUCAAUCGGGUACUCUGUCUCAGUACUGUUUCCCGCAAUACUCGGGUUUUUCGGCAAAUACUUGCAAAUUACCGAUCGUAUAGCAACACUGGUAUUCAUAAUGUGCGGUGUCGUCAACUUUCUGCCGCCACUAAUAUUAGGCAAAUAUAUUGAGUCGUUUCCUUCAAUUUUCAUUAUAAUUGAACUGAUUUUGCUAUUCAUAGCAUUUAUAUCGUUCAUUACAUUCCUGUUAAUGAGAUAUAGAUAUUUAAGAUAA
Messenger RNA from Oppia nitens, 1549 nucleotides. Its product is annotated as major facilitator superfamily domain-containing protein 4B-like. Gene Ontology annotation, biological process: transmembrane transport. The record is from RefSeq and is a predicted model, not a curated record. Bases 173 to 1549 code for a protein of 458 amino acids. Lineage: Eukaryota; Metazoa; Arthropoda; Arachnida; Sarcoptiformes; Oppiidae. The transcript is spliced from 4 exons.